CUAAUACUUUGUAAUGUCAUUACAAAGAAUAAUUAUUAAAUAAAAUAGAAAUCUAGUAUUUUCUAACCAUGAACGCCUCUCUCAUUGCUUGUUCGGUUAUUUUAAGUGAUACUUCACCUGCAACAAAAACAAGGGCAUCACCCAUGAAAGCGCCUGUGCAGCUUGAGAGUGGAGGCCGUGCAUUCGACCACACAGACAGCUAUUGGGAAAAUUGGGAGGAAAAGCAAGGCUUGAGUUAUUCUCAAGAAGAUUUAGAUGCUGUUGAUAAUAAUAAUAAACAAAAAGAGGUGGAGGUUAUAAUACAGAGAGAGAAUACUGAGGAUAUGCCUUCUGCAACGAGCAGUUCUCAUGGGUCUAUCCCUAAUAAUGAAGAUUGUGGCAUUAGAGAUGUCUGGAAGCAUAAUAUGGAAGAGGAGUUUCGGACAAUACGACAGAUCGUAAAGCACUAUGAUCAUGUGUCAAUGGAUACCGAAUUUCCUGGAGUUAUCGUACGUCCCAUAACUGGCCCAGAUCAGAAUUGUCAAGUUUUGAAGUUACAAACAUGCGACAUAAUCCAAAGCAAAUAUGAGAUAUUGUAUAAGCAAUUGGAGAAAUAUCUGGUCACACAAUAUAAUUACAUUGCAAUGGAUACAGAAUUUCCUGGUGUAGUUGCGAGGCCUAUUGGAGAAUUUCGAUCAACUGCAGAUUAUCAAUAUCAAUUACUAAGAUGUAAUGUAGACUUGCUAAGGAUAAUACAACUUGGACUGACCUUCUAUGACAAGCAUGGAAAAACUCCUUCUGGCUAUACCACAUGGCAAUUUAACUUCAAAUUCAACUUAUCGGAAGAUAUGUACGCUCAAGAUUCAAUUGAUUUACUCACAAAUUCGGGUAUACAAUUUAAGAAACACGAGGAAGAUGGUAUAGAUCCUUUAGAAUUUGCUGAAAUCCUAAUGACGUCUGGCAUAGUAUUAAUGGACAAUAUCAAAUGGUUAAGUUUUCAUUCUGGUUAUGAUUUUGGAUAUUUACUGAAACUAUUGACUGACCAAAAUUUACCACAAGAGGAAGCAGAUUUUUUUGAUUUAUUAAAAAUAUAUUUUCCAGUUAUAUAUGAUAUAAAGUAUCUAAUGAAAUCUUGUAAGAAUUUGAAAGGUGGGUUACAAGAAGUGGCGGAUCAACUAGAAUUACGCAGAGUUGGUCCCCAGCACCAAGCAGGAUCCGACUCACUGUUAACGGGGAUGGCAUUUUUCAAAAUGCGCGAGAUGUUUUUUGAAGAUAAUAUUGAUGAUUCCAAGUACAGUGGUCAUUUAUAUGGUUUGGGUAUGUCAUUUUCAGCAAAUGGAAAUAAUACACCCUUUCACGAUAAUGGGGACAAUAGUUCCUCAUCAUAAAAAACUUAUAAAUCUUAUAAGAAACUUAUUUGUAUAUUUAUUAUCCUAAGGAAGCAAUUGCAUGUAAUUAUAAAAACAGCUACAAAGAAUUUUUUAAGAAAACAUGAAACAAAGAUUAUAAAUAUUAAUGUGGAUGAAUCAAAAUUUUAUGAAAUAAACCAAUUAGUGAGAUAGUUUUAAAUAUAGUCGAUAUUUAUUUGUUGAUUUUACCAAA
This is a messenger RNA of Ctenocephalides felis (cat flea), 1581 nucleotides long. Its product is annotated as CCR4-NOT transcription complex subunit 7-like. Lineage: Eukaryota; Metazoa; Arthropoda; Insecta; Siphonaptera; Pulicidae. The coding region runs from base 69 to 1367 and encodes 432 amino acids. The transcript has 8 exons. Gene Ontology annotation, cellular component: CCR4-NOT complex; CCR4-NOT core complex; P-body. The record is from RefSeq and is a predicted model, not a curated record. Gene Ontology annotation, molecular function: poly(A)-specific ribonuclease activity; nucleic acid binding.